UUUCCUUUCUCCUCUCGAUGUUCUCGGUGCCUCCAUCUGCCAAACAUAUUGGAAACGUGUUAAAAAGCUCUCGGCUUUCGUUUCCAGCAGAUGUUAGAAUGGCGUUGUGGAUGUGCGGUGUCGUGCGUAAAAAAUAAAACGAAACUAUGCCCGACACGGACCCUUUUAAAACCUACAAGUUUUUGCGUUAAUUUCGUUAUCCGGCGCGUGAUGUGCGGAAAGAAGGUUUGAAACGAAAAUCAACAUCCUGUUACUGCCCGGCUCGACAAAUUUUAAGUAAAAUGAGCGGAUUCCGUUGUAUUUUGUGUGUAGUCGUUUGCUUCGCUUUUGUCAAGGUCACGCGCGGAGCGGAACUGGUGAUACACAUUCCGGGCAGCUUGGGUCAAGAGGGCGUGGUCUAUAGGCUGGAUUACUACCCGCCGUUCGGCCAUCCUGCUCCCAACACCACUAUCGCGUCCAAGGACAUCCGUGACGUCAUCAAAUUCUCGCAGGCCCUUCCGGGCACCAAAUACGACUUCUGGCUGUACUAUUCCAACGCCACGCACAACACCCUCACGUGGACAGCCAACUUUACGACCGUGCCGGACCCGCCAUCCGGGUUGUCGGUGUACGUUCGUAGCGGCAAACAGGCGGUAAUUUCGUGGUCACCGCCCUCUCAGGGCAGCUUCACCAGUUUCAAACUGAAAAUUAACCCGUUGGUUGCCAUCCCCGACGCCAAACCACAAAUCGUCUACGUGGACGACGUCGAAAACACACAAUACACCGUUAAAGAUUUGAUACCGGGGGCGACCUAUCAGGUUCACGCAUUCACCGUGUUCGAAAAUAAAGAGAGCGCUGCCUACACUUCAAGGAACUUUACUACAAAACCAAAUACUCCCGGCAAAUUCAUCGUGUGGUUCCGUAACGAGACUACGCUCCUGGUACUGUGGCAGCCGCCUUACCCCGCAGCCAUCUAUACGCAUUACAAGGUCUCGAUAGAUCCAGCCGAUGCCAACGAUUCGGUACUCUAUGUCGAGAAGGAAGGGGAACCACCCGGACCUGCCCAAGCGGCUUUCAAGGGUUUGGUACCGGGCAGAGCGUACAACAUUUCGGUGCAAACGAUGUCGGAAGAUGAGAUUUCUACGCCCACGACUGCGCAGUACCGCACAGUACCGUUGAAACCACAACGCGUUUAUUUCGAUAAGGAAAAAGUGACUACACACUCGUUCAUCGUCCAUUGGGAACCGCCCAGUGGUAAAAGCGAGUUCGACAAGUACCAGAUCUCACUGGCCACCUUAAGGAAGCCGACGCCGGUACCGCGCUCGAAAGACGAUCCCACCUUCUGGGAGUUUAAAGAUAACCUGGAACCGGGCAAAACUUAUUCGGUGGUCGUGAAGACGGUAUCCGGCAAGGUCACCUCGUGGCCGGUCAGCGCGGAAGUCACUUUGGUACCGUUGCCGGUGAUGGAUCUUCAAUCCACCUUGGACGAAACGACGGGUACUGUGACGAUCGCAUGGAAGUCGAACCCGGAGAGUACCCAAGACAGUUACCUGGUGUCGUACCACGAGGUGGAGAGCACGACCGGUGAUAGCAACACGGUGAAUACCAAUCGUACCAAAAUAGACUUGGAGACUUUGCUGCCCGGUAGGAACUACUCGGUAGCGGUACAAGCGAUAUCGAAAGAUAUGGAGUCCAAAGACGAGACCAUUUACGUGGUGACGAAGCCGAGCGCGCCGAUCAUAGAAGACCUCAAACCGAUGGUGGACGGUCUGAACAUCAGCUGGAAAUCGGACGUCAAUUCGAAACAGGACAAGUACGAAAUCGUGUGGAUCAGGAACGACACGAAUGAGAAGAACGCCCGUGCCACUUACGACUCAAAAAUUAUACUAAGCCAUUUAUAUCCAGGAGCGGGAUAUUCGGUGAAAAUUUACGCAGUAUCGCACGGCCUCAAAAGCGACCCCCACGAGUAUUUCCAGCCGGUGUUCCCCCGACCGCCGAAAAAUAUGACGAUAGAAAAGGCGACCGCGAAUUCGGUGAUAGUCCAGUGGCGCGCGCCCGUCGACUCGCUGAUCACGGAAUACGCGAUCCGAUACAGAACUGACUCGGACAACCAGUGGGUUAGGUUACCGGCCGUUCAUAUUACAGAGGCCGAAGUUACCGACAUGACUCCUGGCGAGCGCUACACCAUACAAGUGAACACGGUGAGCUACGGCCUUGAGAGCAAUGAGCCGCAGCAGUUAAACCAUACUGUGAGGCCGAAUCCUGUAUCGAACAUCGCGCCCCUGAUUGACUCUAACAACGUUACGUUGGAAUGGCCACGCCCUGAAGGCCGCGCGGAGACGUAUCUGGUCAGGUGGUGGGAAUCAUCGACCCCGAACCAAGUAAACAAAAGCACAGUGAGCCAAAAUCAAAAUGGUACCGGCCCCGUCAGACUGUUGGUAGGAGACUUAAUGCCAGGCGAGGAAUACGUCUUCGAGAUUCGAGCCAUUUCCAACGACCUCCAGAGCGAGGUCACCGUGUUGAGGACCCGAACGAUGCCCCUUAUCCAGUCCGAAGUGGUGGUCGUCAAUAAUCACCAGACGACCGACUCGAUGAGUCUGAGGUAUACGCCGACACCUCAGACUUCCUCCAAGUUUGACGUCUACAGGUUCUCGCUGUCGGAACCGAGCGUACCCGAUCAGGAAAAACCGGCCAACGAUUCGGACAGGUUGGUCACCUUCAACGAUCUGGUACCGGGAAGACUGUACAACAUCACGGUGUGGACGGUAUCUCGAGGCGUGGCCAGUCAACCACUCCAACGUCAGGAUAGGCUGUACCCCGAACCCAUCACCGACAUAAACGCGACUCGCGUCUCCGACACCGAGAUAGCGCUGACGUGGGACGUCCCCAGGGGCGAGUACAACGCUUUCGAGGUGCAGUACAUCAACGCGGAGGGCGCGUUCAUCCAAAACUUGACGCUCCAGAACACGAUCACGAUCGGCGAAUUGAAACCGCACAGGAACUACACGUUCACGGUGAUUGUGCGCAGCGGCACCGAGUCGAGCAUUCUGCGGCGAUCGCUACCGGUGUCGGAGAGCUUCGCGACUAAGGAGUCGGUGCCCGGCAAGGUGGAGAGGUUCGAGCCGGUCGACAUACAGCCGAGCGACGUCGUCUUCGAGUGGGCGCUUCCUUCGUCCGAGCAUAACGGCGUUAUCAGAAAGUUCACCAUCACUUACGGAUUGGAGGGUUCGCCUCACCUGCUGUUCCGCGACUUCCAACCCCACGAAUUUAGGGGAGUCAUCAGGCAGCUUAUACCUGGCCGCACGUACAUAUUCAAGAUUCAGGCGGAGACGAAAGUAGGUUUCGGGCCGGAGACCGUGUGGAAGCAACGGAUGCCUAUUCUGGCACCGCCAAAGCCGAGCAUGCAGGUCGUGCCGACCGAGGUGUGCAAAAGCUCGACCACGAUACAGAUCCGGUUCAGAAAGAAUUAUUUCAGCGAAGCGAACGGGCCGAUCAUCUCCUACGCAGUUAUAGUGGCCGAAGACGACUCCAAGAACGCCUCCGGCUUGGAAAUGCCCAGCUGGAGGGACGUGCAAGCUUAUUCGGUGUGGCCUCCCUACCAAGUGAUGGAACCCUAUUUUCCGUUCUUCAAUUCAUCCGUUGAAGAUUUCACGGUGGGGGCCGAAACGUGCGAUAUAAGGCAAGUGGGGUACUGCAACGGCCCGCUCAAGUCGGGAUCGACAUAUAGAGUGAAAAUUAGAGCGUUCACGGCCCCGGAUAAGUUCACUGACACAAGCUACAGUUUUCCCAUCCAAACAGGACCGAUGAGACUAGAAGAUCAGGAUAAUACGCCCGUGAUACUCGGCGUGGUGAUUCCGAUCAUUUUGGUGAGCCUAUUGUUCGUGACGAUAAUAUUUAUACGGCGUAGGCGAUCCGCGGGGCGGAAAGGGAUGGUGGAGUCGCGGACCAACGACAACAUGUCGCUGCCCGACUCGGUCAUCGAGACUAGCCGGCCGGUGCGAAUCGACAACUUCGCGAAUCACUACAGGUUGAUGUCGGCCGAUUCGGAUUUCAGAUUUAGCGAGGAGUUCGAGGAGCUCAAACACGUGGGUAGAGAUCAGCCCUGUACGGCGGCCGACCUGCCAUGCAACCGCCCUAAGAACCGGUUCACCAACAUUCUCCCGUACGAUCAUUCGCGCUUCAAGUUGCAGCCAGUCGACGAUGAGGAAGGAUCCGACUACAUUAACGCCAACUAUGUGCCCGGCUAUAACUCCCCCAGGGAGUUCCUGGUGACCCAGGGUCCGUUGCAUUCGACCCGUGACGACUUCUGGCGUAUGGUCUGGGAGUCGAGCUCCCGUGCGAUAAUCAUGCUCACCAGGUGCGUGGAAAAAGGCCGCGAAAAGUGCGAUCAUUACUGGCCGUACGACACGAUGCCGGUGUACUACGGGGACAUAUCCGUACAGAUACUGAACGAAACAAGGUAUCCCGAUUGGAACGUGUCCGAGUUCAUGGUGUGCCGCGGCGAACAACAGAGGGUCGUGCGCCACUUCCAUUUCAGCACGUGGCCGGAUUUCGGGGUCCCCAAUCCGCCCCACACACUGGUCAGGUUCGUGAGGGCGUUCCGAGAACGGGUACCGCCCGACCAGAGACCCAUAGUCGUCCAUUGUAGUGCCGGAGUAGGUAGGUCGGGCACCCUCAUCUGUCUGGAUCGCAUUCUGCAACAGAUCCAGACGUCCGACUACGUCGACAUUUUCGGCAUUGUCUACGCAAUGAGGAAGGAGCGCGUGUGGAUGGUGCAGACCGAGCAGCAGUACAUUUGCAUCCAUCAGUGUUUGCUGGCGGUGCUAGAGGGGAAAGAGUUGACCGGCCCGCCGAGGGAGAUCCACGAGAAUCAAGGAUUCGAGGACAUGGUAACGCGGGUAUUUAGUCGGUGUAAAAAGCUGCUAUUCUGUGGUUCAGGCAAGGGAGGUGUUGAUGCGCACAGUGACGGCGGCUUCGCGCAGGGAGAAAAGGAGAGGUAGCCCUCGGGCAGGGACCCUCUUUGGUAUUUACAAUGGUGGCGUGGCGUAUUUAGCUUGCAUUUUUGCCUUUCUGAUGACGAGGGCAUAGCCGAAUCGGGUAUGUGACAUCAGCCAGAAAGUGCUUCGGGAGUUACCUCGAUCGACAGAUAAAUCUCACCGAAUCGGUCGCUAAUGAUGUAUUUUAGUUAUUACCUCCACCUCCUGUCGUUACGUAAGGGACUAAGUACUUCCAAGUAAACAUUUAUUUAAGCGUACUUUUUGAUGACUGGAUUUUUGUUCGAAUAUUGUUCCCGUUUCAAACGACUUCUGCAGGCUUGCCCAAACCUGGUGGGCGUACAAAUAUAUCGAUUUCGAAGAUAUUUUCUUCAUUGACCUGUGUUAUGAUAUCACAGCUGACUCAUAACUCAUGGUUUCGGGGAUAUUUGUGGCUCAUUAUUACUUUAAAUUGCAGACCAAAAACCCACCAAAAAUAAGUUACAUAAGUGAGAACGUCUAUUUUAUCUAAUAUGUUCGAAACGAACCUAUCUAUAAACCCACCAAGCUUGGCAAAACCACUAUUUUUAAAGUCAAGUUUUUAAAUGAGGACAUUGAACAACUUCAUCAACGUGGAGUUGUACAUACGGCGAUUCACGUAAAACAGAUUUAUUAAAAAAAUUCUGUGAAAUAUUUGUAAAAUUAUGACAAUAGAUAGCAUAAUAAACGUGAAUCGCUUUAUAUUUUUAAUUGUAUUUCUAAAUUAUUUAUCUUCUACACAUAACGAGUUAGAACAAUUUUUGUUAGAGAAUAACAAUACCAUUAUAUUUAUAUUAGGCAUAUUUAUAAUUUUAAUUUUCCAAUUUUGAUGUUUUACAAUCACGCUGACGUCGUUCUCCACCCCCUUCCUUCACCACCAUCACUGUUUUAAGUAAAUAAAUACUCCUGUGAUAUAGUCCCACAUAGUCCCACUAUUUAAUUGUAAGGCAACGGCACUCACCAAUGGGAGGCACGGCGUAAUUUAAAAUGAAAUAAUGAUAAGUCAAGGCGGGUAAUAAAAUGC
Cylas formicarius (sweet potato weevil) is the source of this 6015-nucleotide messenger RNA. RefSeq names its product tyrosine-protein phosphatase 10D-like. NCBI's taxonomy places the organism in Eukaryota, Metazoa, Arthropoda, Insecta, Coleoptera, Brentidae. The transcript has 20 exons. The record is from RefSeq and is a predicted model, not a curated record. Gene Ontology annotation, biological process: protein dephosphorylation. The coding region runs from base 282 to 4979 and encodes 1565 amino acids. Gene Ontology annotation, molecular function: protein binding; protein tyrosine phosphatase activity.